CCAGUUCUGUGAGACCGUGCGCCCUGGAGGAAGAGUGCGAGGCUGGACAAAUAGUUUUUCCGUGACACAAAUCAAACGCGCAGUAGAAAUCAACAAGUGAUCACCAUGUCGAGCGAGGAAACAAAGACUUUCACGCGGGCCGAGGUCGCCAAGCACAACACGAACAAGGACACCUGGCUGCUCAUACACAACAACAUCUACGACGUCACCGCCUUCCUCAACGAGCAUCCCGGUGGCGAAGAGGUGCUCAUCGAGCAGGCCGGCAAAGAUGCCACGGAGAACUUUGAGGACGUUGGCCACAGCAACGAUGCCCGCGACAUGAUGAAGAAGUACAAAAUCGGUGAGCUGGUGGAGAGCGAAAGGACAAGCGUGGCCCAGAAGUCGGAGCCGACCUGGAGCACGGAACAGCAAACCGAGGAGAGUUCUGUGAAGUCGUGGCUGGUGCCCCUCGUCCUGUGCUUGGUGGCCACGCUCUUCUACAAGUUCUUCUUUGGCGGUGCCAAGCAAUAGGAGGAGCCACAAUGCCCAGCAGAGACUUUCCAGCCCGCUCCGGAGUCGCUUAGUUAAUCAACAAACGGAGAGCCCGAGAGUCACAUGAGGAGCGGGACAGUGGAGCGGGAAAGCUUUUUAUAGUAAAUUUGUGCUAAGUUUUAACGAUAAUUUUUGGCAUUUGGCGUUUUUGUACAACCCUCUACACGUGUAAUUCCUUCAGACGGCGGUUCUAGACUCUAAAAGUAAUUUAUCCCAUUGAUAUUCCAACAUUUGAGGCACGGAACGAAAACGAUAAGUUUUUAUUCGCAUGUAUGUACAUUAAACAUAUUUCCAAAAGC
This is a messenger RNA of Drosophila melanogaster (fruit fly), 830 nucleotides long. RefSeq names its product cytochrome b5 (gene Cyt-b5). Gene Ontology annotation, molecular function: heme binding. The record is from RefSeq and is marked reviewed. The transcript has 2 exons. Gene Ontology annotation, cellular component: endoplasmic reticulum membrane. Bases 106 to 510 code for a protein of 134 amino acids. NCBI's taxonomy places the organism in Eukaryota, Metazoa, Arthropoda, Insecta, Diptera, Drosophilidae.